Molecule: messenger RNA, 1329 nt
Organism: Drosophila virilis
Lineage: Eukaryota; Metazoa; Arthropoda; Insecta; Diptera; Drosophilidae
Gene: Tsp39D
Product: Tetraspanin 39D
Cellular component (GO): plasma membrane
Source: RefSeq, a predicted model, not a curated record
ACAAGAUUUUAUGUUUGCGUUUGCAUUGUGUUUUUGCGCCUUGCGACAAAAACAUCGCGAGCUAAGCCAACGGCUAACGAAAAAUCAAGCAUUUUCAAAAAGUAGAAAACUAGAAAAUUGUGAUUAGUUAAUUGCAAGCCAAAUAUCUACACGGUAACCAGUGUAAAAGGUUCUGACCAAAAAUGGCAUCCGGCGGUUUGACAUGUGUCAAAUAUAUCACUUUUUUCUGCAAUCUGCUUUUCGCGCUUACGGGUCUACUGAUCCUAACGGUGGGCACAAUAGUGCAGCUGAAUUAUGCGCAUUACUCAAAUUUUGUCAGUGAUCACAUCUGGACAGCGCCCAUUAUACUCAUGGUUGUCGGCGCCGCAGUCGCAUUUAUCUGUUUCCUGGGCUGCUGUGGCGCUCUUAAGGAGAACAGCUGCAUGAUACUGAGCUUUGCUAUACUGGCUGUUGUAAUAUUCCUGCUGGAGAUUGGUCUUGGCAUUGCCGGCUAUGUGAAGCACUCGGGCUUGCAGCAGCUGAUGGAAACCCAGUUCAAUACGACCAUGAAGCAUUAUAGGGAACGUGAUGAUUAUCGUGAUGCCUGGACUCUGUUGCAAACGGAAUUGGAUUGCUGUGGCACCCAUGGACCCAACGAUUGGGAUGGCAUUUUUGCCAAUAAGACGCUGCCUCCGGCCUGCUGCAAGCUGAUCAAUCUAAGCGAGGCCAAAGAUUGCACCACAAUGCAUGCCAUACAGCAGGGCUGUCUGCAAAAACUGUUAGGCAUACUCGAUUCCAAGACUUUGAUAUUGGCCAGCGUGGUGCUCUCCGUGGCAGGCAUACAGCUGCUCACCAUACUCUUCGCCUGCUGUUUGUAUCGUUCGUUUCGCCGCAGUUACGAUCAUGUUUAGGCUGCGCAGCGAGGAUCCCAUUUAUCGAUUUUAAAAGACAGCCCUUAGCCUAGUUUGUAGUUUGGUCACAUGCAUGCGAUAUAACUCGUUGCCGUCUCUCAAGAAGCUCGUUGAUAAGCAGAAGAAGAACAACAUAUAAUACACAAAAAUACUCAAAACACAAUCACAAUCACAAUUUAUACCUAUCAUUUAUGUCAAUCGAUAAACACUCACUGUUAACCCAACAUUUUCACUUUAAGUUGAAAACUUGUUAAUGUUAUUUCCUGCUCAGUUGUACUGAGCUCUAAAGAUAAGCUAUAUAUCUCAAUGGUUUUUACUAUUUAAAAACUUAUUAUUGGAUUUGUAAUCUUUACAAUUUUGUACACUUUUCCACUUAAACGCUCUGUAUAAGCAUUAUGCUUUAUUUGAAUAUAUUUCGUUGUAUUAGUUAAAAUCAUAA